CCACUUCUCACUGCGUCACUUAUGGACCGUAGUAGUUCCUUUGCUAUUACCCAUUCACCUGCUUGACCUCCAGGCAACAACUUUCUCUCCCACAUCAUCUACCAAGCUAUCACACCUCUCUACAGACAGCCCCUCUCCCUGAUAACCGGCACCGGCACCCAAAACACUGCUCAUUCGCACGUCUUUCAAGAUGUUGAUCAAAGUACGCACGCUCACCGGGAAAGAGAUCGAACUCGACAUCGAGCCCGACUACAAGGUCUCACGAAUCAAAGAACGGGUCGAGGAGAAAGAAGGCAUCCCCCCCGUGCAGCAGAGACUGAUCUAUGGUGGGAAACAAAUGGCCGAUGAAAAGACCGCAGAAGACUACGGGCUCGAGGGAGGGAACACGUUACAUUUGGUCCUGGCACUGAGAGGAGGACGGUAAUGAUGACAAAGACUUCAACCUCAAGAGGAGACGGGACCGAAACCGAAAUCGCCGAGCAGAGAACCAUGACGAUCGUUGGUCAGAGUCGCGAGAUGAAAGGCAGGCAGGGACAGCCGAGUGCAGAAGAACACUGACCAUUGACGAAGCUCAUGGAUUUGCCGGCAGCUUUACAUAUUGACUUUCCCGGCGUUGAAACGAAGACAUGAAUGAAGACGAUUCGACGUGCAAGCAUGAUCCAUAGAAGGAAGACAGUCUAGAAUCAGAUCUGGGAAGCAUCGACACUGAUCAAGGACACGCAAAGCCCAUGCCCAAUCUUAUAGGGAUAUUGCCCCAAAAGAGAAAUAUGUCCAAAAUCUACA
Exophiala xenobiotica is the source of this 783-nucleotide messenger RNA. RefSeq names its product ubiquitin-like protein 1. Gene Ontology annotation, biological process: regulation of proteolysis; modification-dependent protein catabolic process; protein neddylation. Gene Ontology annotation, molecular function: protein tag activity; ubiquitin protein ligase binding. Gene Ontology annotation, cellular component: nucleus; cytoplasm. Bases 191 to 424 code for a protein of 77 amino acids. Lineage: Eukaryota; Fungi; Ascomycota; Eurotiomycetes; Chaetothyriales; Herpotrichiellaceae. The transcript is spliced from 4 exons. The record is from RefSeq and is a predicted model, not a curated record.